This is a messenger RNA of Limulus polyphemus (Atlantic horseshoe crab), 1266 nucleotides long. RefSeq names its product longitudinals lacking protein, isoforms H/M/V-like. The transcript is spliced from 4 exons. Gene Ontology annotation, molecular function: protein binding. Gene Ontology annotation, cellular component: nucleus. The record is from RefSeq and is a predicted model, not a curated record. The coding region runs from base 200 to 1144 and encodes 314 amino acids. NCBI's taxonomy places the organism in Eukaryota, Metazoa, Arthropoda, Merostomata, Xiphosura, Limulidae. Gene Ontology annotation, biological process: regulation of transcription by RNA polymerase II.
ACAAUUUUGCUGUUGUGAAACCAUCGAAGUGUACGCGCAGAUUGAAAGUGUAAUACGAAGACAUUGGUGUGAUUUUACUAAUCCUUUGGAGAUGGGCUUGGACAUUGUAACCAUGAAAUUAUACAUAUCUAUAACUCUGAAUGUACUAAGUGUAUCUUCAACUUUCAAGAAAUAUGUUCUUGGGCACUUUUAACACAAAAUGGGAAGCCAGCAGUUUUGCUUGAAGUGGAAUGACCACCAUUCCCAUGUAUUCUCAUUCUUUGAAAGUCUUCUUUUCCGUGGAUUAUUUGUUGAUGUGACUUUAGUAUGUGAAGGGAUGAAGAUGAAAGCACACAAGAUGGUAUUGUCUGCAUGUAGUCCAUUGUUUCAAAGUAUUUUUGAAGAAAAUCCUUGUAAGCAUCCAGUUAUCAUAAUGAAAGAUAUUAAGUAUGUUGAGUUAAAAGCUGUUCUUGACUUCAUAUAUCAUGGUGAAGUGAAUGUAUCACAAGAUCAGUUGUCAACCUUGUUGAAAACUGCAAGAACACUUAAAGUAAGAGGAUUAGCAGUUGAUGGACAGGAUGGUGCAGUUGUUGAAGAAGUGAUUACUCAGUAUCAAUCUCAGAAACAACAACUGGCACACACCCCUAAACGAAAACGAGUCAAACCAUGUCGAAGACCUGGAUCUGAUAUUGGAAGUGAUGAAGAUCCAGUUCCUGUUAAAAUACAAGAGACAAGUUCACCAGAAGUGUCAUGUUUAAGUGAUCACAGUAUAGACUUAUCAGGAGGGUCAGCAAAGAAAGUUUUUGAAUCAUCCAAGACAUCAGCAACUCAGGAUACUUCAGGACUUUGUUCAACAGUAAACACAGAAACAAGUAGCAAAUCAUCUCAUGAGGAAAAUAUGGCUCCAGAGCGAAAGGUGGAGCAUAAUAAUGUGUUAAGAAGUGAUAUUUCCUCGACAGAGCCAUCAGUUGCAGGUGGAUCCACUUUGCCACUAAGUAUGAUGUCUCGAGUUUGGGAACCAGAAGCGACACAGUUGGCUUUACCCAGUAGUCAUCCAAUACAUACAUACAGUUCACGUUCACUGGAAACACAUGCUGAACUCGCAACAGGUAAGUAUCAGUUACAAUCAGCCAUUAAGGCACCCAAACAGAAUCAAAAUUCAUAAUUAUGGCUGGGCAUGAAGAGAACUAAAAAGUUUCUUCUUGAUUAUCAUUUAUAGAAAUUAUAGAUUUGAAUCCUUCUAAUAAAGAAUAUGCACAACUUUCAACCAUUAUGAUGAAUACAAAA